Molecule: messenger RNA, 2051 nt
Organism: Pimephales promelas (fathead minnow)
Lineage: Eukaryota; Metazoa; Chordata; Actinopteri; Cypriniformes; Leuciscidae
Source: RefSeq, a predicted model, not a curated record
GCCAGUCUGCCAUAAGCUUGGGGGUCCCCGGCCGGAAGUCCACAAUAAAACCGAAGGACUUUUAUUUUGGAAUUUCGCUCUGACACUGACGCUUCCUAUGCGCGAGGAGGCGGGCGCAAAUUUUCCCGGGAUUUUGGGGCCUAGUCAGUAAGUAAGCAACCAAGCAAACAACUGACUGUCAUAUGCUGCUGUAGAAGCUGAGAGAGAGAGAGGAGCAUCAUUGACCGACACAGCGAGGCCGGCCGCAGAAUGCCGCCUGUGUCUGAAGUGGACACGGGUCCGGUCGAGGAAAGCUCCGGGGGUCUUGAGCGCUCGGACUGCCUCUGUCCGAUCUGUCUGGACAUAUUCCUGGAGCCGGUUACUCUGCCCUGCACGCACACGUUCUGCAAACCAUGCUUUCUGGAAACCGUGGACAAGUCCAACAUGUGCUGUCCGCUUUGCCGAAAGCGUGUGUCCACUUGGGCACGACUCAACGGCCGGAACAAGACCUUGGUCAACAUUGAGCUGUGGAGACGCAUACAGGACGCUUUCCCCGCUCAGUGCGAGCGGAGAGUGCAGGGAAUCGAUGAUUGCGAUGAUUCUGUGCUGAUUUCAAGACCUCGAGUAUGUCAGCCAGGAGAGCUGAGGAAAGAGUACGAGGACCAGAUCAGCAAGGUGAGAGAUUCACGAUGGUCUCGACUCUCUCUGUUAAGAUGUGGUGGAUUUUUAGCCAGCAGUCUCUGAAAUGGCAGCUCGUGGAGGAGAAGCGAGCUCUGGAGGAAGCCGAGCGGAGAGCCAGUGAGGAGUACAUCCAGCGCCUCCUGGCCGAGGAGGAGGAGCGAAUGGCGGAGGAGAGGAGGAGACAUGAAGAGCAACAGCUGGAGAACGAUGAGAAACUGGCCAGACUGCUCAGCCAAGAGCUGAAUUCAGGACCAAUCUCUGAAUCACCGUGGAUCGUCAAACCUAUUGAUGCUACGCCUGCCAAGAAAGCAAAACCAAAGGGGGACAUUGAAAAGUUUUUGCGUCCAGUGCCUCAUAAACCGCCGAGCAGUUCUGACAGCAGCCCAGACUCCUCUCUUAUGGCUAAUAAGGAGAACAUUCUGAGCCCUCCAAAACCCCUCACAGCACCCUCAGUGCAGGACACGGUUAAACAAGCUGUGCCUUUGCCGGACUAUAACGGGAAACCCUCCACCUCCAGCUUCAAUCCCAGCUGCCCAGAACACACUUCCGUCUUAAACAGUCCUAACAGCAGCUCUUCCAAAAGGAAGAGCUCAGACGUGCAGCUUCCCAGUGAAGCGGAUCUACACACCAAGAGGCCGUGUCCUUCUCCGCGCUGUGAAUCUCCCUUCUCAGCCGACAGCCCUUUUCUGUCCGAGUUGGCGUUGCACGAGGAGACCUUACGGAGUCGCUGGCACCAGGAAGAGGAGGACCGGAGAUUGGCGAUGCAACUUCAGAGAGACCUGAACCGUCAGAUCGCCGUGGACCGCAGGAAGGGUUCAGCCGACGGCUAUCAGCUCCGGCAAAAAAGCACUACAGCUUCCACAAGUACAAACCCAGACGAGGAGAGUACGUCAAAGAACAUUAGUGCGCCGCGGUCGACCGCGAGGAACAGGGACGAGGGGAAAACUGAAAAGAGACUGUCUGGAACAGUGGGAGCGACCCCUGGGAAGAGCCCCGCGUCUUCUCCUUCAACAGCGGUCCCGGCUAGCUUGAAGAAGGGGGCGAAGCAGACCACCCUUACGGAGAUGUUCCCCAACAUGAGCAGCUGAACGAGCCUCCGAGUUCUCAAACGCCCCACAGACUCGAAGCGGAUGUUAGCAGGUGCCGCGCUGCUACUAGAGGGCGUCGCGCACCUUGUUCGGUUUCCGCUCAUAUCUUAAGUCGCUAAUACUCCCUUAGUGCCUUUCCAGAGAGGUUCAUACUGUAAAGUCAUGACGGUUUCGUUUUAUAAGCGUUUAUAAUGUCACGACUAGCUUAGAGAUUGAAAACGUGCGAGUGCUGCAGAAGAAACUCCUUUUGUAAGCGUUUGCGGACAUUUUCGAUUUGAUUAAAAUAAAGAAAAGAUUAAUGAA